Molecule: messenger RNA, 2407 nt
Organism: Linum tenue
Lineage: Eukaryota; Viridiplantae; Streptophyta; Magnoliopsida; Malpighiales; Linaceae
Source: the annotation of a GenBank genome assembly
AAGAGCGAUAACGAAAAUCAAAGAAUCAACCGCCUGAAACCAAGAACUGCAACAAGUAGUGUAGAGCUGACUGAGCUCCCUUUCUUCCUUCUGAUUCCUCCUUUCUCCUAUGCUAUAAAUGCAUUCUUCACCGUUGUCCAUCUCCGCCGCAUCCCUAACCAUCUUCACAAUCAAUCCUUGCCCGGAGGAUUGCCGCCGCUUCGCGUCAAAUGGCUUCUCUCCCUUUCUCCAGGCAAGGAAUACAAUCAGUAAUGGCACGCUACAAUCACCACCACCAGUAACUCGUCGGCGUAACUUGGCGCGGAAAUUCAAUGCGAAUUGCCGCGCGCUCCAGAGCGAUGGAGUCGCUGGAGGACAAACGGGGAAAGUAGAAGGAGAAGGAGAAGGAGAAGGAGAGGAAAGUUUGCAGCUAGUAACAGCUGUGCGAAGCAAGUACAACGACAUCGCAAUUGUCGAUACUCCUACCGCUAGGGUUCUGCUCCUCGACUCUACUCAUAGUGUGCAUAGCGUUCUUCAGAAGGGACAGAAAUGGACAGAUUCGUAUUGGGACGAGUUUGCAAGCUUACCGCCUAUAGUUCCAGAAGGUCCCAUUUCGAUACUAGGCCUGGGUGGUGGCACUGCUGCACAUCUGAUGCUUGACUUAUGGCCUUCAUUGGAGCUUGAAGGAUGGGAAAUUGAUGACAUUUUGAUCCAUAAAGCAAGAGUCUACUUCGGGCUAUCGGAUUUGGAGAAGCACACUCCAGCUGGUGGUAGACUUCAUGUUCGCAUCGGGGAUGCACUUUCCCCUGCUGAAAACGAUUCUGGGAGAUAUGCCGGUGAGUGUUUCUUCGGCAAAUUUAAGUUGAUAACUGAAAGCAUAAUUGUCGACUUGUUCAGUGAGGGAAAGGUGCUGCCACAACUGGAACUGGUCUCCACUUGGUUGGAAAUGAAGAGAAGAUUGAUGCCGGAUGGUCGCAUCAUGGUGAACUGUGCUGGCAUUCACGGGACAGCAGACUCAAUAGAUCGAACGAACCACAACCUUGAAGCGGCGCCUGGUGGCGACUGGGUUGAACACGACGUUAUCAAGGCGAUGUCUGAAGCAUUUCCCGGGCAGUUAUGUUGGAAGAGGAUGGAAGAAGAUAAGGGUGCAAACUACCUUGCAUUGACGGGCCCGCUUCCAGACCUGUCGUCAUGGUCCGCCAUGGUGCCAGAUCGUUUGAAGGCAAGUGUGGGACAGUGGAAGCCAUGUGAUUCCGCAAAAGGGAAACAGCAAUCAGCUCUCUAGGGCACUGAUAGAUAGAGAAAGCUAAAAAGCAGACGGUGGGCAGGGAGACAUGAUAAAAAGGGGUUGCCGUACUUGCACCACAAGGCACGCCAAAACACCAACGAACAACAAAUGGCGGAAUGAAGAAAAAUCAUUACACGGUGGUAUUAAUCAAGAAAAAGAAGAAUAAUACACUGAUAAAGAUGAUUUUGCAUUAAGGUUGUCAUUCAUUGUUAUUAAAUGGACCAUGACAUGAUAUGAGUUCUUAUUAUCUUUUGGAAGAAACAUCCACAGUGAUGCCUUUUCGAUUUACCAACACCGAAGCAAUUUGUGUACUGUUCUAUAUCCUUGCUACUCAUCUACCCUUUUUCUUUCUGUUGCAGCUUCUUCUAACAGCUGAGAUGUUUUAUAUGAACUACCACAUCCCUAAAGUCAUAACCUUUCAAUCUACUUCCUUUCUGUUCAAGCACGCCCUACUAUGACAGCUUCUACCUAUUCUCUUGUGUCGUGUGAUGGUUUCGCAGUUUCAUGAUUUGGGUUGCCUAUCGGCGAGUGGUCUCCCAUAGGCGAGUGGCUAAAUCGUGUAGUAGAUUCGGCGCUUGCCAUGUUGUCUGGUUUCACUUGCUUUACAGGGCAUUGCGGUUUGUUCCCCCAGUCCCAUUGCUGGCACCUAACAAAGGUUCAACACCAAAAAGAGCUCAAACACACAACAUCAAGGAUGAAUAAGCAAAACCCAACAGGGACCAUUAGGUAACGUAACGAUACAAACAAAACGGUAGAGCUUCAGUUCAUCAAACACACACACAAUAGCGAAAAGAAACUGAAACCCAUUAUAUUAGUAGUAAAGUCUGGAGGAGGUUUCAAGCUUAGAACAUCAUCACUGAAGCACAUAAUACUACUACUAUGAGAAAAGCAUCAUUCUCUGAGCAAAACGGCCGACAGCAGCACAAGGGUAGAAUAGCAUAACAAUACGACAGUCGUCCCGUAAAAAAGACCAGGAAUCCAGCACUGUCCCUUUUCUCCCGCCAUAUCCUUCUCUCUUCACUAUCUCAAACUCUCUUUCUCUCUUCUUCUAUCUCAAACUCUGUUUUACGGCCUUCUCGAAAGACCGGGUGCCCUACUAACUCAUCAGCAAGCCUCACCACAUUACUUUCAACUGUACAA